Messenger RNA from Anopheles funestus (African malaria mosquito), 2190 nucleotides. RefSeq lists its product as uncharacterized. Bases 1605 to 2072 code for a protein of 155 amino acids. Lineage: Eukaryota; Metazoa; Arthropoda; Insecta; Diptera; Culicidae. The record is from RefSeq and is a predicted model, not a curated record. The transcript has 3 exons.
UGUCGGUAGACGUGGAUGUGGAUAACGAUCUGGAAGCGUUGCUGAUGGCAAAGCAGUACCGCAUCGGUUUUGUGGGCAACUUUACGACCGAUCAAACUGUUAUACGGGUACGCAUUUAUACGAGCUGAUAAUGGCAUCGAAAACCUGUUUAAUCGUAAAGGUUAGUUUUUAAGCAGGAAGAUAAGAACCCAUAGUUGGAAGGUCGAUAUUUUCGGGUGAAAUAGUUUCCGCAUUUUUGAGUGUGUUUUCAGUGGUUUGUUUGCAUAUGGUGGUGAAUUGUUAACCAAAACAUGUGUAAAUUUUUGGAACAGGAAAUGUAAAGUGCUAUACAGUUGUAGCUAAUUUUGGGGGAAAGGGGGGAAAAGAGGGGGGUUUUUGCUGUACAAUAUGGGUGCCAAAAGUGCGCCACCAUCUUAGCUCAGUUUUGCUGCCAGGCACACAAAACAACCUGUUCUAAUACAAUAUACUAUGCAACGUUGUUUAAAUAAUAUAAAUGAAUAUUCAUUCAUUAAAGCUUUAACAUUUGAAAUGUUUAAUAUAGUUUUUUUUUUUGGAAAUCAACAUGUUUUCUGCAAAUUUACAUGAAAUACAAAUUAGAAAAUACAAAAUCAAUACAAUCAAUCAGGCGUAAAGUUGAGGGCAGUCGGUUAGAAUUUAGUUUUCUUUUUUUGAAUUUGCCUCGCAGAAUUCGUUAAGUAUGACACUCCUGUUGUGCAAGAAAUAGGAUAGGACUGGUGAUAGGACGAAAACUUGGUUUGGUUUUCGUAACAAAAUCAAUUUUGCCUCGUACAAUGUGGACCAUCUUAAGAGCGAAGAGAUUGCGGUGACCUCGAGCUGAAAGGAGCCCCGAGCUGGAAAAGGCUCAGAGCACCGAGGUUAUCAAAAAAAAAACAUUGAAUGACUGAAUUAUUGAGGUUUCUUGUUGUACUUUCUUUUUGUCUGCGUUGGGAUACAGCCACUGUGCCUCGCUCAAAAAGGUGACUUGGAAACCGCGUAGAAUUGCCUCUACGUAUUAUAGUUGAACUAGUGUUAGUACUAAUUAUAAUGGAAGUUUAUGUAUGAUGAAGUUAACUUUUUUUUUAAUGUAAUUCUAAAGAUAUUGAUCAUUAUGUGCUAUGAAGAUGUUUUGAUUUGAUUUUAUACAACAAUUUGAUUGAUUUUCUCGAACUGAAAAUUGUGCGUUCCUCCAAUCAAUGUUUAAUUAUUUCUUACGGUUAUGUCUACGGUUGAAUAGUUUGGCGUUUAACAUUGGCCAAUGAUCCCAUGACAAUAAACGAAACAUCUUAAAUGGUGGGUACUUUUCAAUAUCUUCCACGACGGUCACGGUUGAAUGAUUGUUGCAAAUUUUCAAUUUUCUGUUUUUUUCUGAACAAAAACUGUUUGCUUCCUGUAUUUCCCGGUGUAUAAGAUGUUCUUCUAUGUUUCUAGGUCAAAUUUCGACAAAAAGUUGCAUCUUAUUAAUGUGAAUUGAAUGCAACCCUAAAAACAAAGAAUGAAGAUCUCAUCAACAAUCCAUUUGAAAAAUGGAUGCUUCACAACCAGACCAUUAGUAGAACGCUAACCGAAUUGCUUUGGCAAACUUUCAGAAACGCUACGAUCCCGUAAUGAAUGAGGUAAUACAACGAAUGCAAAGUGACGAAUCGCUGUACGUUUCAUCACACGCAGAUGGGUUACAGCGUGUACUUGGUUCGAAAUAUGUACUCAUCGGCAACUCGCGAACUGUGCGCAAGGCAAUGGAAGAUCUAGAUCAGGAGCAACAAUGUAACAUUACCGAAAUACAAAUGGAUGGAAUCGAACAGAUGGUUGCACUUAUAAUGCCCGCCAGUAAUGCGUACCGCAAAAUGAUUAACUAUGAAAUAUUGCGCUACUAUUCGAACGGCUUGAACAAUCGAAUUAGUGAAGCAAUUGCUCGACGUCGAAGCAAAUGUGUCAAACAGAAACAAUUUCAUCGCAUCUCCACGGGCAGUACGACAUUUCAGCUUUACUUGUUUCUCAUGGGUUCUGCAUUAGCUAUCGUUUUUAUCGGCAUCGAGUUAAUGUGUUAUCACUUUAAAAAACGUACGAACAUGUAAGUUAUGGUACAAUUCAAUUCAUCUAACAACUUAUAUUUUGCCUUGUGAAAGUUGUAUUUAGUCAACACAUGCGGUGUUAACCGUACGACAUUUAGUCGUUAUACUGGAAUAAAAUAAC